Kickxella alabastrina is the source of this 972-nucleotide messenger RNA. Its product is annotated as WD40-repeat-containing domain protein. The transcript is spliced from 2 exons. Lineage: Eukaryota; Fungi; Kickxellomycota; Kickxellomycetes; Kickxellales; Kickxellaceae. Bases 1 to 972 code for a protein of 323 amino acids. Gene Ontology annotation, molecular function: protein binding. Gene Ontology annotation, cellular component: cytosol; peroxisomal matrix. The record is from RefSeq and is a predicted model, not a curated record. Gene Ontology annotation, biological process: protein import into peroxisome matrix.
AUGUUUCCUUGUAAAUACAGAACCGCCGGGUUCAAGGGCUACGCUGUGAAAUUCAGCCCCUUCACCGACCGACUAUUAGCAUCCGCCGCCAGCGCCAACUUUGGUCUAGUAGGAAACGGACGCCUUUCCAUUCUAACCACCACCACAACCAACACCAAUAACUCCAGGACACAAUCAAACACUAACAACUCCCCACUAACAAUACUCCCACAACAACACUACGGCACCCAGGAUGGACUCUUUGAUCUCUCCUGGAAUGAACUCCACGAAAACCAACUGAUUUCAGCCAGCGGUGACGGCAGCAUAAAGCUCUGGGACAUUACAUUGAAAACCCACCCGGUGGCUAAAUGGAAAGAGCAUAAGCGCGAGGUCAUGAGCGUGGAGUGGAACUAUACGGCGAAAACCACAUUUCUAUCAUCGUCUUGGGAUGGCUCCGUGAAGCUAUGGAAUCCAGUUCAUGCACAGGGCUCGCGGCUGUGUUACACCGCGGCGUGGUCGCCCAGACAUCAGGAUCAGUUUGCCUCCUGCGGUGAGGACAAGAGCAUCCGGCUGUGGAGCACCAAUGCCCCCCAGAGUCGCUCUAUCGCAUCGUUCGGUGGACAUACAGAUCAGGUGGUUUCCUUGGACUGGAAUAAGUAUUCUCCAGACAUGUUUGUCACGUCAUCGACCGACAGGACUAUCAAAAUCUGGGAUACUCGGAAUUUGCGCGGAAGCGUCACGAUGUUUGGCCCCUUUGAGUUCCCCGUGCGCAGGGUCAAGUUCUGCCCCUUCUCGCCCCACUUUAUUGCCACUGCUGGAUACGACAUGUCGGCGAGUGUUUGGGAUGUGCGUAAUGGCUCUGUCACCUUUGUGCACGAUGCACAUACCGAGUUUGUCUUUGGUAUUGACUGGUCUUACUUCCACCCUGGCCAAAUCGCAUCAUGCGGAUGGGACGAACAAAUCCAUGUUUUCAACGUCCCGCUUCCGCAAUAG